AUGCCCUGCAUACGUUCUAUCUUACACCUAACAAACUUCCGAGUAGCUCUCACCGGGUGUCUUGAACGGUUAUCAGCUUCUUUCCCAUCUAACAAAAUGAAACCUGUGGUAUCCACGGGCAAUGCCUACUUCUGUACGAUUUUGUCCGCCUUUGGCAUUGUCAUUCUAUCUGUCAUUGGCUGGUUGUUUAAAGUUGGCCACGAGUCUAUGAUGGGCUCCAUCAACGACCCCGAGGACGGCAGCGCCGUUGCACACACUGUGUUUGGUGCUGUCUUUGUUUAUUUAGCAUUCUUCGUCUUUUGUGGUUGCCAGGUGCUCUUGAUUCAAAGACAGGAUAGGAUCAAGUUAUAA
Molecule: messenger RNA, 351 nt
Organism: Candidozyma haemuli
Lineage: Eukaryota; Fungi; Ascomycota; Pichiomycetes; Serinales; Metschnikowiaceae
Exons: 1
Coding region: 1-351 (116 amino acids)
Molecular function (GO): RNA endonuclease activity
Source: RefSeq, a predicted model, not a curated record